This is a messenger RNA of Cheilinus undulatus (humphead wrasse), 3912 nucleotides long. It is a transcript of the gene pex1, whose product is annotated as peroxisomal biogenesis factor 1. Gene Ontology annotation, molecular function: ATP hydrolysis activity; ATP binding. The record is from RefSeq and is a predicted model, not a curated record. Gene Ontology annotation, cellular component: peroxisome; peroxisomal membrane; cytosol. NCBI's taxonomy places the organism in Eukaryota, Metazoa, Chordata, Actinopteri, Labriformes, Labridae. Gene Ontology annotation, biological process: protein import into peroxisome matrix. The transcript is spliced from 24 exons. Bases 83 to 3829 code for a protein of 1248 amino acids.
GUGCAUCGAUCGGCAAUGAGUUUAUGGCACGUUUUAUGCUAGCAGAGCAACCUGCUUUGCAAAUACAGUGCACGUCCGCUCAAUGAUGUUUAAUAACCAGGGCAUUCAGCACGUCACUGUUGUUUUUAACAACACGAAGAACUGCUUCCUUCACCUCCCAUCGAGGCUGAUAACACACCUCUCUCUGAACGAGAACCAAGCUUUGGAGCUAUCCUGGGGCCAUGGAUGUCCCAUAUUCCUCAGUUGGACUCAAAACCGAACCACCUCGAACCUGGACAGUCAUAAAGUGGAGCUGUGUAGACAACUGGGGGAAAAGCUGGGUCUGAAAGAUGGAGAGCAGGGUUUCCUGAGACCAUGUCACCAGGUGUCCUCAGUGCAUCAGGUGUUUGUGGAGCCUCUGUCGUCUGAUGACUGGGAAAUCUUGGAGCUCCACAGUGCCGCACUGGAGCAGCAGCUGCUGGAUCAGAUCCGAGUGGUUUUCCAAGAUGCUGUGUUUCCUGUUUGGGUGGACAGCCACACACCAAUCUAUAUCAGAAUUGGAUCGCUUUCACCACCUGUCCCCUACGGCCGCUUGGAGCAGUUCACAGAACUUGUCGUCUCCCCGAAGAGCCGCAUUGAAACGGACAACCUCAGUGGCUCUCCAGUAAAAGCCAGAAAGAAGCAGCCAAAUUCAGAUCAAUGCCCCCCAUCAAGACCAUCUGUAGACAGCAUCUCCCCUGUCCCUCAGAACCACCAGUGGGGUGGCAUUGCUGAUGUGAAGAGCCUGCUACGUUACAUGAUAAAGGGGGCUUAUGAUCCAGUGAAAGAGCUCCCGCCUGUACCGGAGCUCCCUCCCCUCCUCACUGACUCUGUGUAUAGAGUUUGUGCUUCACCUCCAGACUCUCUCUGCACAAUUAGCCAGGUAGCAACCAGUGUUAUUCAUUUAUUUCCUUGGAGUCCAAGCUUGGAAGAGGGGUUACUAGGAGGUCCAUCUCCUAUCACCUACUGCCUAAUCACUAGAGUUCCCUCCCCUAAAGAGUCAAGGAUCAGAGCCAAGCAGGCAAUGGAGACAAAGAAAAAUGCAGGAGGAACUAAAGCGGCUGUAGACAAAGGAGAGGAGCCGAAAGAAGAGGAGGAGGUCACGGUUGUGAGGGCAGUUUGCCAUGAUAUCCAGAAGCUAACAGGCUGGAAAAGAAGUCUCAACAAGGGAGAGAUCCAUCAGGGACGAGUAUGGAUCCCACAGCCCUUGGCCAUCAGGUUAAAUGUCAUCCCACAUUCAACAGUGAGAAUAAAACCUGUCAAAUCAACCAUCAAAGUUGCGUUCUCCAUUCGCCUCCAGUCUCUUUUUCCUCUGCCCGAGGAGGAUGAUGAGGAGAUCCAGACGGCUUUCCUCAGUUGGCUGCACACUCAGAGUCAUGAACCUUUAGCCUGCCUGACUGCACGCUCUGGCAAUGUCCUCCUACAUGGAAAUGAUGUAAAAUUAGAGUUUGCACUAACUGUGCUGAGACCAGAAGCAGAAAACGACCCUCCAGACCAGCUGUUUUUACUAUCACCCACUGUUCUCCAGAAGCAAGAUAUACAGGUAGAUCGAGAGCAAGUAGCUACAUCGGCUGUAAAAUCAGCUGAAGUCGUCACACCAGAGCUCCCCUCCCUCAGCAUUCUGGGUGGAAUUGAUGAGCUUAGCCGGACCGGAUUUGAGUUCAUCUUGCACAGCCUUCUGGGUAGUCCACUCUCAAGGGAGCUUGGCACAUCUGGAAGGGGACUCAAAGGAGGAGCGCUGCUUAUUUCUGGUGCUAAGGGAAGUGGAAAGAGUACUCUGUCCCGAGCUCUCUGUGGAAGGGCAAGAGCAGUCUUGGAUGCACAUGUGGAGGUGGUGGACUGCAAAAAACUUCAGGGAAAAAGGGCAGAGACGGUGAGACAGAUGUUUAAGGAUGUUUUCGAGCAGGCGGAAUGGAGGCAGCCUUCAGUUGUCUUACUUGAUGACCUGGAUCACAUCACCGGGGCACCAACGUCGCCAGAACACGAGCAUGGUCCUGAGGCGCUGCUGCAGCUGCACAUUGCCCAGAGUCUGAGGGAUGUCGUGGAUGAUGUGGUGCUUCAUUCUAGCCUUGUGUGUCUGAUCGUUACCAGCCAGAGCGAGCACUCCCUCCAUCCCACCCUGACUGAGGUGCAGGGGUCCCACUUCAUACAGGGCUUUGUGAACAUUCAGCCCCCCAACCAGGUUCAGAGAGCAGAAAUAUUACGUCGUCUUAUAAUCAGAAAAAACAGCCUGUCAGAGGAGACUCUGCAGGCUCUAGACCUGGCAACUGUUGCCAAGGAGACAGACGGAUACACACCCCAAGACCUGGCACUGCUUUUGGAGCGGGCUGUCCAUGCCAGCACAGUACAAAGAGGACACAGUGACCGAGGUGUGUGUCUGUCCAUGAGGGAUUUUAGCCAGGCUCUAAAAGGAUUCACACCCCCCUCACUGUGGGGUGCAGACCUCCAUGUCCCAAGUGGAGUGGGGCUGGAGAGAGUGGGAGGGCUGAAGGAGGUGCGGCAGCAGCUGAUGGACACCAUUCUGCUACCUGCUAAGUAUCCCGUCCUGUUUGCCAACCUUCCUAUUCGUCAUCGCUCAGGGAUUUUGUUAUAUGGAGCUCCAGGUACAGGAAAGACGCUGCUGGCCAGAGCUGUGGCUAAAGAAAGCGGCAUGAACUUCAUCAGCAUCAAGGGACCUGAACUUUUGAGUAAGUACAUCGGAGCGAGUGAGCAGGGAGUCCGUGAUGUCUUUCAGAGGGCACAAGCUGCCAAGCCUUGCAUCCUGUUCUUUGAUGAGUUCGACUCCCUGGCUCCAAGGAGAGGCCACGACAGCACAGGUGUAACCGACCGGGUGGUGAACCAGCUCCUCACCCAGCUGGACGGGGUGGAGGGUCUGCAAGGCGUGUAUGUGCUUGCAGCCUCCAGCCGACCGGAUCUCAUUGACCCUGCUCUGCUUAGACCUGGACGACUGGACAAGUCUCUCUACUGCCCUCCUCCUGACCUGGAGGCCCGUGUGGAGAUCCUGAAGGCUCUGAGUGAUGGUGUCCACCUAGCUGCUGAUGUGGACCUGGAGCAGCUGGCAGCAGUGACAGAGCAGUUCACGGGGGCAGACCUGAAGGCUCUACUUUAUAAUGCCCAGCUGGAGGCCGUUCAUAACAGUCUGGGCUUUAGCUCACUGCAUGAGCUGAACUCCGGCUCAGAAAGCGAAAUGAGUCUUUCCUCCAUGAUCUUCCCAAACCACAACAGCAGUGGCUCUGAAGACUCAGUAGGGGAGGGGGAUGCCCCAGGCGUGGGUCUUGAUCAGUCCAUGGUUCUUCUUGAGUCCAGCGAGCUUCAAACAGAAGGGGAACAGUAUUUUGACAAUGUUUGGAGGCUUUACUUCGGAAGUUCCUGUGAGUCAGAGUCUGGGAAUUCACCAUUUUCAGGACUGUGCAUCUCUGGACCAAAUUCCAUGACCCAUGACUGUGCUAGACCAGGGACUCGUGACCAUGGCAGCUCUGUUCCUCCUGCCUACAUGUCUUCCCUCCAGAGCGGAUACGAAGAGCUCAGCCCGGAGCAACUGGAGCGUCUGCAGCAAGAAAUUAAAAACAUCAAGAACAACUACAGGAGAAAUAAUGAGGAGUGUGUCAGGAUGCAUUCAGCCUCGAGCCAGCCGGGCCUUCUGCUGUGUCAGGCUCACCUGAACUCUGCCCUGACUGGAACCAGACCGUCUCUCAGCAAAACCGACUGGAUCAAAUACAAAAAACUGUAUGAAGCCUUUGGUGCUGCUGGAGAUGGAAAAUCUCCUCCCUCUGUCCUGUUUACACCUGGACAACGUGUCACUCUGGCUUGAUCACACAUGUCAAAAUAUCAAAUGCUCCUACUGACUUAAUUUUGAAUUCUCUGCACUAAAUUGUAAUAACUGUAUAUAUGUAU